Molecule: messenger RNA, 741 nt
Organism: Penicillium oxalicum
Lineage: Eukaryota; Fungi; Ascomycota; Eurotiomycetes; Eurotiales; Aspergillaceae
Gene: gcy1
Product: putative glycerol dehydrogenase Gcy1
Exons: 2
Coding region: 1-741 (246 amino acids)
Cellular component (GO): cytosol
Molecular function (GO): aldose reductase (NADPH) activity
Source: RefSeq, a predicted model, not a curated record
AUGGCCUACGGCAACGAAGCCGGUGUUGGAGCGGGUAUUCGCGACUCGGGCGUGCCCCGGGAAGAUAUCUGGAUCACCACCAAAUUGCGGAAUAAUUGGCAUAAUCGGGCUGAGCAAGGGUUGGAUGCGUCGCUGGCGGCCUUGGGGGUCGAGUAUGUGGAUUUAUAUCUGAUGCAUUGGCCGGUGGCGAGGGAUCCGACGAAUCCGGCUCGGUUGUUGGAUGGGUGGGAUUUUGUGAGGACGUGGCACGAAAUGCAAAAACUCCUGGCCACCAACAAAGUCCGCAAUAUCGGCGUGUCUAACUUUGGUAUUACGAAUCUCGAAAUUCUGCUUCACAGUCCAUCCACCACCGUGGUGCCAGCCGUGAAUCAAAUCGAAUUGCAUCCGUACAAUCCCUCCCCUAAACUGGUCGCCUACAACACGUCCAAGGGAAUUCACACCACGGGCUAUUCAUGCCUGGGCUCUGGUCGCUCGACAAUCUACGCGGAUCCCGUCCUGAUCAAGCUCGCGGCGGCAAAGGGAAAGACUCCCCAGCAGGUCUUGCUGAUGUGGGGCAUCCAGAAAGGGUGGAGUGUGAUUCCUAAAUCGGUGAAUGAGAAGCGGCUGGAGUGGAAUUUGGACUUGAAUGGGUGGUGCUUGGAGACAGGGGAGAUGAAAGAGUUGGAUGGGGUGACGGGUCGGGUGAAGAUCUUGGGGGAUGGAUGGUUGCCCGUCAAGGUGUUUUUCGGAGAUGAUGAGUGA